CAUGACCUGUCUAACAGCGAUGCUUACAGUUUCGGUCUCGUGACCCUGAGUGUCGUCUGCAUUCGACGCGGGUUUAAUCUAGUAAACGUUUACUCGAUCGGUCGCUCGCAGUGUGGGGAUGACUGGUGAAGGUGCUGUGCUAUCUAGCAAGUUGUGCAUCUUUGAUAAGCAGUCCAUUCCAUUGGUGAAAGGUAAACAGUGAAUCAACGUGGACCGAGAGUUCAAAUAUAGUAAAAUUAUCUUAAUGUGUUAUCUAGAGAUGGCUGGUUGUGUGGCAACACUGCGUAAGGAAUUUCGCCUCCGUAACUUUGGCUUCAGUGGUGUGAAGAAGGAAAGAUUCUGCAUGCCAAUAUGGCAGGUACCAUUUGUUUUCUACCUGAUCUACCGUUUUGUGCUGAUGGUGUAUGUCAUCUUCUGGCUUGGGUAUACAUCUCACUUUCAUGGAAGUAAUCUUGAAAUUUGGGGUGCAUACCUGACUAACUGGACCUACACAUUGCUGACAGUGUACAUGAUUGUCCACUGCCUAGUGGUCUCCUAUUACUAUGUUUGCACUUUCUGUGGUCAGGAUCGUUACAUGUACAGCUUCUGUAGAAGAAUGAAUGUUGAGUACCAUACAAGCAUUUUUGCAGAGCAGAGCGAGAGAAUGGAGCAUGAGCAUGAGUGUGUUGUUGGUGAAGAACCUGAGACCGAAGUUUUGUUGGUAGGCACAGUCAGUUUCGUUAAUAGACCACCAUGGUACAUGUGCAUUACCUGGGUACUUUUUUCAGCAGUGUCCACUGGUGCUGUCAUGGUGACUAUUGUUUUUUUCGCUUUUUUGUUUCCAGUAAUGAAAGGAGCAUCGGUAAUGUCUUUAGAAAAUGUACAGCUUCAUUUGCUGAACUCUGUUAUCAUACUUCUUGAGAACUUUAUAACUGGUAUACCUUGCAGACUUCUCCAUGUUGUGUAUCCCAUACUUUAUGGGUUAUUGUAUCUUCUUUUCAGUUUGAUUUACUGGGCAGUUGACCACAGUCAUGUCAUGUACCCUAUCCUAGACUGGAACAAGCCAGGACCAACUGUGGGCUUUGUAUUUUUGAUAGGCUUCGUCUUCAUUCCCAUCAUAUAUACUUUUUUCUUCCUUCUGUACCGACUGAAGAUGUCAGUUUUCCACUUGCUUUAUCGCAGAGCAAAUCUAUAAAUGAGAGUUCACUUUUGUUCAAAAAGUUUAAGUCUGAAGCUUUUAUAAUUCCUGUGCAGAUCACAUGUUUUUGGCUAAGAAAGAAAAAUAAGCCAGUCUUGUAUAAAACAAGAUAAGGUGAUAAUCAUUCCAAAAUCUACAUUUGUUUCACGAAGAUCCAGUUUGUCCAAUUUUACUUUUUUGUGAACAGACCAUUUUGCAAUAAUUCUGGUACAGAAGCUGCAUCUUGCUAGAAGAAGAGUAAGUGAAUCUGUAGUUAAAUAAAUUUUUUGGCACUUUUAUAAGUAAUAUUUUGGAUUUAAAUAUUUUGAAUUGUUGCAGUUCAUUAUGUAACCUGUUAAAGUAUUAUUCUUAGACUUCUUGUACAUUUCUGGCACGCCACCUUGCAAUUUUUGUGGUUAUUCCAGAAAAUUUUACACAAGUGCCUCAUAUGGUCUGUACUUGGAUAAAAUAAACAUUUAUCCUGGAGCAGUUAAGAUUACAAAUUUCAAGAGAACAGGCAUUAGAUUGUGUUUGUCUGUGAUGAAUUGUAAUGUACUGCAUUAGUACAGAGAGAGUACUUAUAUUUUCUUCCUUGAUCUUAAUUUUUAAAAUAUUAAUAACCAUGUGAAUCUGUAUAAACAAGCUAAUCAGAGUAAAACUUUUGUUGUUCAGCAAGUAGGACUUUUGAAUCUGGUAUUUCUAGGAUUUCUAAACUGCCAUCGUAGUGUUAAACAUGGAAAGGAUAGUUUUAUGUACAGUUACAUUCAUGAGAUCACGAAAUUAAUUCUUCGGAUGAUUCCAAAAUACAUUUUAAAUUACAUGUCAGAUACAGUGGAUGACACAUAUUCCGAAUUUACAUUUAUUGAUUACUUCCCCUUAGUAGAUUUUUUUUUCAGUCAUCACUUGUUUACUCUAUUCAAAUGGCAUAAUCAGGGUAAUUAAUAAAGCUGUCUUUUCAGCUUAACUAAAACCAUAUAAUGUUUGAUACUCAGGAUUCACAUGUCUUACAAUUGUACAUCACGUUGCUGGCAUGACUAAUAACAUUCCAUUGUUUUAGCUGUAUGUGUAGAGCUCACAAGGUUUAACAUUUAGUCCUGUCCAGCAGAGCUGAAAGUGGUCAGACACUUUGGGUCACAGACCAGAUUGCCUUUUUUUUGGCUGUCCAGAUCGUGAUAAGUUUCCUGGAUGAAGGACUUUGGACAGGACAACGUGGAACACUCUGUUCUUUCAUCUACUUUUAAAAUACAUUUGCAACAUAGUGCGGAAACUCCAGGAGAAAGAGGAACUCGAUCAGUCAGGAGGGUAAAAUGCAAGUAAGCAUAAAAAUCGACUACCAAAAAAAAACAAAUUGCAACAAUCAAUGCAGGGGUGAAUCAAAAAUAUUGUAAACAACCUUGGUUUAAAGGUGUCUUCAAUAAAAAAUCAAAUGACUUCAGUAACAUUUAUGUACAACAUAUGCAACAUUUAGACACCCUUCUUUCACUCCCUUUACGAGUUCUGUAAAAUAAAAUUUUUUCUGUUGCUAUUAAAAUAAUGUACACAUUCUAAUGAGUGUAAUUUGGUAACAUUCUUAGUUUUAACCCCUUCUGUUUGGCUUUGGUAGUACAGUCCUUUCCUUUUGGAUUUUAACAGUAUGUGUCAAGUUUGGGUAUGACACAGACUGGUCUGUGACACACUUCCACUGUGUCCACAUGGAAUGUAUCUUUCUACUUCAUAAUAUGGGAAAUGUGAGGACUGUGUGUUUUGCACUUUCUAUGCAUAUGGCAUUGCUAUAGAGUAUUGCAUUCUGUUGAUGGAUAACUACUUUUUCCUGCCAUUUUGUGUUCAUUUUUUUUUUUUUUUUUUUUUUUUUUUUGAGGGGAGGGGUUGAGACAUCAUUACCAAGCCAUAGGUUUGAUAGAAAACAUCGACAUGCUCUUUGUCAUUCCAUGAACAUGAAGUCUUUAGGAGUCAGACCACAAGAGCAAAUCUCACACCAAGGAGCAAGUCAAGUCUGCCGAAAAAUCAUAAAAGAAAGCUCACUUUGUACUAUCCUCCAAAAUCCUGAUAGCUAAGAGUUAAAACUGCUUGAAAAACAGUAGCAAUCUGUUCCUUGAGCAACAAAUUAUAAGUGGAUAAUUUUCUUAAGUACCAGAAGUGUUGAAACGUCAAAAAAACAAACAGGGAAAUACAGUAAAUCAAUAAGCUGUGACAAAAUAGAAAUGAAUUUACAAAACAAAACGUGUUAGAGAUAAAAUGAGAACCAAAUGUAUUUUCGUUCAAAUAUACUUAAUGUAAUAUUUCUUACACUAGAAAAAGUUGAAUGUAAUAUUUCUGACUGCCUGGUUUAUUUCAUUUAUAUACAUAUUGAAUACAUCUGCUGCUUACAAGUUUCAUAAGCCAAAACAAAUGGUAACACUAUAUGUGUGUCAGUCCACUUAUUACACUUUCUGUGCAAUGGUUUUUAAUGAGAUUAUGCAGUGCCAGUGACUCUUAUUUAUGACAAAGUACCCAGGUGUAUUGAUGAUUCUUUGUAUGAUUGUAAAAAUGCAUAGACAAGAAAAUGUGUAUCAUGUAAUUUCUUGUAAAAC
Molecule: messenger RNA, 3726 nt
Organism: Pomacea canaliculata
Lineage: Eukaryota; Metazoa; Mollusca; Gastropoda; Architaenioglossa; Ampullariidae
Product: protein rolling stone-like
Exons: 4
Coding region: 245-1174 (309 amino acids)
Cellular component (GO): membrane
Source: RefSeq, a predicted model, not a curated record